Molecule: messenger RNA, 533 nt
Organism: Acromyrmex echinatior (Panamanian leafcutter ant)
Lineage: Eukaryota; Metazoa; Arthropoda; Insecta; Hymenoptera; Formicidae
Product: homeodomain-only protein
Biological process (GO): regulation of transcription by RNA polymerase II; cell differentiation
Cellular component (GO): nucleus
Molecular function (GO): DNA binding
Source: RefSeq, a predicted model, not a curated record
AAAGCUGAAAGUCAGUCGCGUGCGUACCGUCGUUGGAUACGAAUCUUCCAUUCUCCAUUCGUUUUCUGUUGAUUCUCUAUUCGUUCUCCGAUUAACUCGAACACAUUCGCAAUCAUUAUUCAACCGACGGUCGAAAUAACAAGACACAAAUUGUUUUCUCAGAAACAUGCUGAAGUCUUAUCCCGCGCGAUAUUCUACUAGCGGAGCUAGAACUGGUACUCGAGUGAUUCGUUUGACGGUGGAUCAGGAAGCAGUUCUUCAAGAGCAGUUUAACAGAUGGCCAAGAGCACCUCAUACUGCGGACGUUGUACUUCUCGCAGCUGAAACAGGUCUUUCUGAGGCGGACGUUGAAGGAUGGUACGCCAUCAGACUGGCUCAGUGGCGGAAAGAACAGGGUCUCGGCGGGAAUCUGGGUAUACACUGAUGAUCGUACGAGAGCGCUCGUACUUGUGCGCUAAACUCGUCUCACUUUUGUACCUGAAACUCUUAUACAUAUACAGACAGAUGUAAUGGGUCGAUAGCAAAUUAUUCGA